GCGGAAGGCAGUUUCGGAAGCCGCGUCCCCUUUCUAGAAUCCGAGGAGACCGUCCUUUUCCCGGGAGGGAGCCGCGGUGGCGACCCGGGGGAGAGGGCGAGGAAAGGAUUUUGGGGUGCGCACUGCCUCUCUUAGGAGGAGACGUUUACCCAGAAGCAGCUCCCUCUCGUUCCGCUACCAAGCCAGGCUUCCGGUCAGCGAAGGGUUUUCUCGGUCUCUGAGUGAACUUGAACAGAGGCAAAAACGAAAUGUAUUUAUUUUUCCGGAAAAUUACCCCAAAUCGAGCUUUGCAUUUUCUAGAUGUGGACGUGGAUGGAGACUCAGGACUGGAGGCUGCUAAUUGCGUUUUUCUUUUAUACUGAGAAGCCUUGGGGGCUCCCUGCCUCUGGGUAGCCUCUCUCUUUGCCUUGUUUUUUUUUUUUUUUUGUUUGUUUGUUUGUUUGUUUUUUGGGUUUUGUUUUUCCUCUCCCCCUGAGCCUCAGCACCUGCUAGAUGUUAACUUGCUCAAGGGGAGGCAGGGCUGGAGAGGGGGACCUCUGUCCUUCUGUUGAGUAGGGGGAACGCGGUGUACCCUGGGAUCCAGCUGCUGCCCACAUUCGCUGGUGACCGGCUGCUCCCAAGAUGGACAGACUUGGGAUGGCACUGUACUUUUCCUAUAUUAGAUGCCUUCAUCCUCUUGUCACGGGAACAGCGUAAUGUCUUUUAUUGGAGCGCUGGGUUGUCCCAAGUUGGGAAACCACGGCUGGGAUCAGGAGAUGGAGGACUUUUCUUUUCAAACCUCUGAAUUGCGAGGUGACCAAGCUAGAUGUGAGAGGACUGGUGGGGAGUGAAGUGCUUAGCGCAGGGGAAAGCUGGUUUCCCCACCCUGUCUGCAGCAGCCCCUACCUGAUGGCUACAAAUUCUGGAGGGCGGCAAGGGGGGCCCUCUUCCCCAAUCCCAAACAUUAGCUUGGCCCUCACACAUGGCUUGUAAAAGGUGCCCCCUGGGUCCCCGGAGCUCUGCAGAGGAGCAGCUGUGUUGGUCUGUGAGCAGGUGUGUUGUUCUACAAAGGAAGCUUGGCCAGCAGUGGGACUGGUGGGCAGAGCCUGGCAGCUCAUCUUUCCCAGGAGACGCCCUCUGGCCCCCACCUGUGGCUACAUCCCCCUGGCCUCACAUCAGCACCAUUUCCACAGCUCCUCUGGAAGAAUGCCUCUUUUUAGAGGCUGUUAGAGCCCUGUGGGGUGCUGUCCUCUGACCUGCAGCGUAUCUAGCUGAAAAUAAAGAAAACCUGAAUUAGGCAGAAGACCAGACUCCUGUCCCUUCCUUCCUGUCAGCCUAACCAGGCAGAAGUAGAUUGUGUCCACUAGUUGGUCCACAGCUGAAGCCUGAGUCUCCUGCCAGGUCACUGCAGACUGAGCACUGGGGAGUGAGUCCAAACUGGUUCAUGUAGAGUCAGCCUGAAGAGGCAGCAGAGAGCCUCAGGGCCCCAUAGAAUAGAAUCUGAGCAGAGCCUCUUGGGAAGGGAUGUUUCUUUUUGUAGAUACUCCCAGCUUGCAUUCCCAUUUGGCCCAGACCCAGUUCAGCCUUGAUAAGAUCAGCUCUCCCUACUCUCCUUCUGGGCUGUGCUGAGGUCAAGGCCAAGGACUUUGGGGUGGCUUAGUGUCUAGACUUUUUUCUUCUGUAAGGUGAUCACACCCACCAGCAGGGCAAGGCUGGGCUGGAAACAGGCCCUGUUCCUGUGGGGCGUGAGUGCGUGAACAUGGCCUUUAACUUCCUUCUCCCCAGGCCUCACGGGCCUGUUUCCACACUGCUUCUUCUAAUCUCUCCUCACUGUGGCUUUAAUAAUCGCCAUGUUGACAUUUCAUCUACAAAAUUAUCGGAAAUAUGCAGCUUUUGGAGAAUGUGGUUAGGGAGGAACUCUGCCUCCCAGUAUAGAUGUGAGAAAUAGAUGGAAGAAUAGGCUGGAUUAAUUUUGUAAGCUAUAAAAUGCAGUGCCUAUGGGUAUUUGUGACAGCCUCUCCCCGCCACCUUGCUUCUCUUUCUGCUGCUGGAAACCCUUGAGGAUGUGAGCCCUUUCUGGUGGCUUGGCAUGAGCGAGCCAGGAGGAUUCUGAAACAGGAAUACCUAAGGGGUCUUGCGCCCCCACCCAUGGCAUGAAACCCCCACCCCAGUGACUGCAGGCACAGCGUGCAGAGAGCCAGACUUGCCCAGAUUUAUUCAAAUCACUCAGAGGGAUUUGGACAACCCUCAAGGAUCUACCACUGAGUAGCAGAAACAUGUGAACAAAUGAACAAAAUAAGGUUCUAUAUAAAAGAGGUGGCCAGAGGAUGCCCGCGAGAGUCAUGACUGGCCGCUUAAAGAGUAGGUUGGACUCCAGAUGAACAGUCAAGAGGGAAACACCAGGCCCUGGGAUGGUGUCCUCUCUUUCUUUGCAGCCCAGCAUCUAGCUGGGUGCCUGGAACAACCUCUACCCAAGGUGCUGAAAAUGAAGGCCAUGUGAUCUGAUAGCUGACAUCACAAACUUGGAAUCAGAAAGCUGGAGUUUGGUCUAACAAUAGCUGUCUUCCUUCAAAUUAAUAGUCCCUCCCCUGAAACACAUUCUGCAUCUGUAUAAUGGGAUGGUAAUGAUCUUGCCCCCAUUAGUUUAUGGGAAAACCACUCAUUCGUUUGUUCAUCUGCUCAUUCAUUCAGCACACAUGAUAGUGUGUGGUACAUAAAAAUUUAUUCUUAUUUAUCUGAAUUUCAGCAGUGGAUUUGAUGGAUUUCCCCACCCCACUCAUUUGCAUUGAAUGAAGUUUUGACUUUGUUAUUAUAUUUUAUAGCAUUUUAGCCAUGUUUCUAAUUUGGAAAUUUUUCUCUGAAGUUCUGAAGUUCAAAGGUAGGGACCCUACCUAAUUUCUAUUUUCCAGACCUUGUCCCACCCAGGGGCCCAGUGUUUAGUGGGACCUUUGCUCUCUUUCAGACUCUUGUGAUAUGGGUUUCUGAUAUGAGGGCAUCAUGGCAUUGGAGGGUGACCAGUGAGCACAGCUUUCCUGGGGGGCAGGGUAGCAGGGAGCCCUGACUCAUCAGGAUCACCCAGACACAAGUCACAGUGCAGCUAACCUCCUCGCCUAGUGCUACAGAGCCACUCUGCUCCCGGCACUGGGAGGACUUCAUGGAAGAGGUGGCUUAAGCUGAGCCUUGAUGGCCUCCAAGCAUUUCAUGCCUGUGCCACAAGAUGGGGCACAGGCAUCCCUGCAAAUGGUGGAAAAGCAUGUGUGGGGACAUGAAGCAUCUGAUGCUGGCCUGGGAACACUCCCUUUGAGACUUAGCAUUCUAGAAGGAAUAGUGAAAGGAAGGUGUGGGGAGAUGUACUAACAAGGGCUUUUGAAAGCUAGUCUGAGGCACUUGAACUUGGCUACUGAGUUCUGGAGAGCCAUUGCAGGCUGCAACAUCAUUCAUUCUUGGUGGCAGUGAGAUCCCUCUCUAAACAUGCUGGGAGGGAGGGGAUAGGUUCCAGAGGACAGGUGACAGGUGCUGAGCCUGAUGGGGGAGAGGCGGGGGUUGGAGGGGCAGGAAAAGACAGGGAAGGGAUAUUCAGAAUUAGAUCCCUUGCCGCUUCAUCAUUGAGGUCCCAGGCCGAGAACCACCAGCUGCCAGUCACUGAGACUGGAGCUCUACGCUGCUGGCAUCAAGAGUGCCCAUUCUAGUCUGAGAGCCACCUGCUGGGCCCCUGUUCCUUUGUUUUCAGGGUUCUUACCCCACUGAGAAUGCACAGCUUUGAAUCCCAAAAGAGUCACAGCUCUGGCUGUGAUGACCAAGUAGCUGAGAUGCUUCGGGGGUGUUUGCAGUCAUUUCCGCCUUAUCUGUCAUUGCCUGUCCUCUCUAAACUGGGUGGGGCUGGUGGGGAAGCAGAACCAGAUGACUGAAUCCCAGUGGCCACUGGUCAGGCCUGGGCCACUUUGAACUCUUUCUCCAACCCUAAGGCCCCAAGGACAUCCUCUCCCCUCCCCUCUCCUGCUGCUGCCACACUCACAUGCUCAGUCCCUUGGCCCCCCAGCCUAGCUGAGAGGUAAGUGCCAUCUGUCCAGCCCUCCCCCUGUUCAGGAUCAGCAGCUGCUGCCUGGGGGGCCAGAUGGCAACAGAGUCACAGACUGAGGCUCAGGUUUUCUGAGUUCCCACCUGUGCUGGGCUCCUGAUUCCUCCCUGAGGCCCUAGUAGCCCCUCUGUCCUCCUUUUCCUCUCCUUCCUGGGAGGGAGCUCAGGGUUUCCCUCUCCAAACACUCCUCUGUUCUGGAGUGAUGCUUUGGCCUCUAGAAGGCUGCUGGGCAUGGACACCUUUGGCGGGUGUUCACCUUUGUCCAGCUUGAGGCUCCAUGCUCAGCCCUGGCAGCCCUCAUGACAAAAUCCAAACCUCAGGAAGGAUGGAGCCCUCAUCAUCCCCCUGCUCCCCACAAGCACUUUGCAUUGUCCAAAAUGGGAGGUGCCAUGUGGGCAUCAAGUCUUGGGGAAAGUGACCCGUAUUUACCAAGGAGGUAAGGGCCCCCAGGAGGCCAGAACUUACCCCAUGGCAGUGAGGGGAACUCUGGCUCCUGGGCACUCCUGUGCAGCAACAUUCUGGGAGCUCCCGCCCGGCAUGUUUCAGGUAGGUGCUGACACAGGCGCACCAAGCUCCUCUCAAGGAUAAGUCUUGCCCUCCAUGGAACUGGCACUAGUACGGGAAGAGAGGUACAGGCAGCUUUGUGGGCCCCAGGGGAGCUCUGGAGCGGCGGGCCUGGGUCUGCAUGCUGACCCUAGUUUUCUGACCAGCCGAGCCUCAGAGACCUUGCUCCUCUGGGAUGGGGUGGAGUAAAUGAGAUGGUACUGGUAAAGCACACAACCCAACCUAGCCCAUUAAUGCAGCAAGUACUUAAUGAACGGGGCCAUUGCAAAUUAAAGCAGUUGUUAGCAGCCAUUUCAGCAUCCAUCAGCUUCAAACUAGAAAGGAGGUGAGGCCCUCCCUAGAGAGUGGGGGCUAAGAGAAGGUGAGGGAGCCGCUUGAGAGACUUCCCCUUUGGCACAGCUGCUACAGGCCUCUCCUCUAACAUUUCCUUGUUUGCCUCUUUUGCAUCCAUGACCAGUGCUUGCCACAGUCUGCAGGUAACAGAGGUUUAAGUCUCUGAUUCAUUCCCACAGCAAUGCUGAUUGCUUCCCAUUUAACAGGCGAGGACCCUGAGACUUUGCCCCUGUGCAGUGUUUUGCCCAAGGUGGACUUGCUAUAUUGAAGGGCCUCCUGACUGAGGCUGCCGGUGGGGACAGCUGAAGGAAUGCCAGGCCCUGUGCAAACAGGCAAUGGCUCGAUGUCCCCCAGGUGAUGGCCAGUUCUGUCCAACUGACCUCAUGGUUUGACUGUGAGAUCAGCCCACCUCUCAGCCUCUGUCAGAUUCAGUCACACAAACAUUUACUGUCACUGCCCCAUGGACUGCACCUGGGAUCUGGAGGUACGGCUGUAAGUCAGGUACAAUCUGUGCCCAGGAGUGGCUGCCAGCCUCGAGAGGUGAGCAUGGUAGAAAGCUGGGGGACAAUUGACAAAAUAUAUGCACAAUUUGGCCAGCAGGCCCCUCCAUCCCCACCCAUCAUCCAGCCUAUGACAGGUGUUCUGGGCUGGGAAUCAGCUUUGCGAUGUUAAAUGUUUGGCGUGGCAGCCUGUCUUACAGGAGGCCUGGGUCCUGGCAGUCUGGCCUGGAGGUAAGGGCUGUCACCUGCUUCCACACCCAGUGCUCACCUCCUGGGACCUGGGGAGGCCCCUUGGUAGGAGGUGCUCCAGAGAAGAGUUUGGAGGUCUUGGGGAACCGGGGUGUGAGAAACCAAAUCCUGGUUGCUUAGCCCUGAUGAUCCCCACCCCCCUGCAUCCCAUCCAUCCCUACUUGCAACUUUUUUCCAAGUCCCAUGUAUAAAAUGUGUGGGAUUCACACACAUCUUGCCUUCAAAAUUCUUCAAUCCAUUGCUCACCUUUCUGCUCUGUCUCAUCAGAACCUAUCUCUCCAUAGCAGAAGUCCUUCCUGCUCCCCUUUAAUUUUAGUAGUAGAGGAUUUUUCACAGAUAGAAUCCCAAUUGUGAAAACAGAAGCCCUUUGUGGGCAGAUCUGGAAUCAUUCCCCUUCACAUAAGUACAACUCAGAAAGGGUAGCAUCUAAGCUUCAGGAGACCUUGUCAAUUUCCAUGUGUCUAAAAGACCUCAACUUGGUUAAACUACAUCCUUGUGCUCAUGCAUUGCUCUACUUCCAAGUUUUGGGCUAAGCUCCCACAAGUCUGGAUAAAUAGAACUUGAGAUUUCAUUGCCCUAAGACCCAUAGGAGAAGGUUUCUGAUGCCAGGAUUCACCCAUCAAUUUGCCCUCUUAUUCAUAGAAUACAUUCAGAAGCAAAGAUGGCUGAGCAUACACCCAGAGGUGUCGGGCUGGGGGCUGCAACUAGGAAAAUUAAUAGGGUAUGAUUGCUAAGUCAGUCACAGUCCUGUGAGGAUGAUUGAUAAGUAGAUGAACAAAUCAUCCUUGCACCAAGUACUGGGACAAGGGUCAACAUGGGCUGUGGGAAGUCAGAGGACUCUAUAUCAGUGUGUGUGGGUGGUAGUCAGGGAAAGCUUCUUGGAGGAGGUAACACCUGGGCUGAGCCUUGCAGAUAGGCAGGGAUUCACCAGACAGAGGAAGGAAAAGAUGUAAAAGGCUGUGGGGCAAAGGCACCAAAGCAGAUAGAUGCGUGCGUGUGUGCUGGGGAAGCCUGGCAAGACUGAGGUUGGAUGGGCUGGAUCUUGAAGGGGCCUAGCAUGUCGUGCUAAGGAGCUUGGAGCUUAUCCCAAAAGCCACGGGGUGCUAUUGAAAGGGGUUUUAAGCAGGAGAGCGCCAUGAUCAGAUUUGCGUGUUAGGGAGAUCACCCUGGCAGCCUCGUAGAGGAUGGAUUGGAGGGGCCAAAGCUGGAAGCAGGGAGAUCAGUCAGGAUUUCUUAGGAUUUUCACUGUGGUUUUUCAAAUCUGGCGAUGCUGGCUGGGGUGGGCUUGGCACGCACCAGCUUAGAGCGAAGAUAAAAGCUCUGGAGACUCAUCUGAAAUAGCUUCCCGACUCAGUUUAAUUCCACCUUCCGUUGCUGAUUAACCAGCCUGCCAUCCCCACCCCAGGCUCAAGCACUUGCCGACCCAUAUUCCCAGAACCUUGACCUCCCCGGUAACCUCAGAACCUGGCAGCCCUUAGUCUUGAAUCAGAGGGUCAGGCUGGUCUGGGCCCCUUUGGAUCUCUGUCCCUAGAGUGCCAUGCCACCAGAGCCCAAACAUUGUCUUUCCUCUCACACCCGGCCAGCCGGCUGGCCCUGUGCACAGAGCAGCCAUUGAGGGGCUGUGCAGCCUGGCGGGGGUCCCAGGGCACAUUAGUUAUGGGCAGUGGCUUAGUCACGCUUCUAGGAGCCUUUCUUCCUGGGACAAGCCUGUCCUUGUGCUAAGGGCAGUACUCACACAGCAGCCCUGCGCCCGGCAGCUGCAGAAACCUCUGCCAAUCCUUCACAAUACACUUCAGAGGCACCGCCAAUGAGAACCAAGCCCAGCAGGAGAGAUGAGUCCUGGGAGUGGGGGAGCAGGACUGAGGGAACAGAGAGCCCUCCUGCCUGCCCACGCCAGGUGCAUGGCCUCUGUGCAGAUUUCUGAUCCAGAAGAUGAGGGUCAGUAUUGUUCAGGAAUGGUGAAGUGUGUGCCACCAGGACAGAAGCUACAGCCACGUGAGUGAUCAGUGAUGGUGCCAGUCGAGCACCUGUCGGGGCAGGAACAGUAACCCCAGGAGAGCUCGGGCCAGAGCGGGAGCCAGGAUGCGGAGAUGAUGCCUCUGGAGGCCCUGGCCUCCUUCCCACCUGGGUGCUAGGAGCCGUCCCCGGGCUCCAGCCAGGAGCCCUGCUGCCCAGGGGCAUGGCCAAACCUUUCUUCCGACUCCAGAAGUUUCUCCGCAGAACACAGUUCCUACUCUUCUUCCUCACGGCCGCCUACUUGAUGACAGGCAGCCUGCUGCUGCUGCAGCGGGCCCGAGUGGCCCUCCCGCAGGGCCCACGGGCGCCCGGCCCCCUGCAGGCCUUACCUGUGGCCGCCAUGGCGCUGGGGGUGGGCCUUCUGGACAGCAGAGCCCUGCACAACCCCCAUGUUAGCCCAGAGCUCCUGCUUGGCGUGGACAUGCUGCGGAGCCCCCUGACCCGGACCCGGUCUGGACCCCGCUGGCUCCGGAGCCGCAACUCGGAGCUGCGUCAGCUGCGGCGCCACUGGUUCCACCACUUCACCGGUGAUCCCCAGGGACCGCCCGCCCUGGGCCCAGAGGCCCCCAGGACAGCCGCCAGCAGCCGAGGCACCUACCUCGGAUGCUUCAGUGACGAUGGCCGGGAGAGGACUCUGAGGGCCACUGUUUUCUAUGACCUGAGAAAGAUGACCGUGUCCCACUGCCUGGAUGCCUGUGCUGAGCGGUCCUACCUCUAUGCUGGCUUGGAGGCCGGUGCUGAGUGCUACUGCGGGAACCGACUCCCGGUGAUGAGCGUCGGGCCACAGGAGUGUAACCAGGAGUGCAAAGGGGAGAAGGGCUCCUUGUGUGGGGGAGUGAGCCGGCUCUCUGUGUACCGCGUGGAGGAGCUGCAGCCGGGCUCCAGGCAGCGGAGGACCGUCACAUACCGCGGGUGCUUCAGGCUGCCAGAGAACACCACGCACACCUUCCCCGAUGCCCUGAUACAGGCCAACGUGACAGUGGAGGUGUGCUCCAGGUUUUGUUCCCAGAAGGAGUUCCCCUUGGCUGUCCUCAGGGGCUGGGAGUGCUACUGUGCUUACCCCACUCCCCAGUUCAACCUGCAAGAUGCUGUGGACGGCUCGCUGUGCAGCCAGGAGCCGGAAGCUCAGAGGCUGGCGGAGUACUGUGAGGUCUACCAGACGCCCGUGCAAGAUACUCGGUGCAUAGACAGGAGGUUUCUGCCCACCAAAUCCAAAGUGUUUGUGGCAUUGUCAAGCUUCCCUGGAGCCGGGAACACCUGGGCACGCCACCUCAUUGAGCACGCCACUGGCUUCUAUACCGGGAGCUACUAUUUUGACGGGACGCUCUACAACAAAGGGUUUAAGGGCGAGAAGGACCACUGGCGGAGCCGCCGCACCAUCUGUGUGAAGACCCAUGAGAGUGGCAGGAAGGAGAUUGAGAUGUUUGACUCCGCCAUCCUGCUGAUCCGGAACCCCUACAGAUCCCUGGUGGCCGAGUUCAACAGAAAGUGUGCCGGACACCUGGGCUACGCAGCUGACCGCAACUGGAAGAGUAAAGAGUGGCCGGACUUCGUCAACAGCUACGCGUCCUGGUGGUCCUCACACGUGCUGGACUGGCUCAAGUACGGGAAGCGGCUGCUGGUGGUGCACUAUGAGGAGCUGCGGCGCAGCCUGGUGCCCACGCUGCGGGAGAUGGCCGCCUUCCUCAACGUGUCGGUGAGCGAGGAGCGGCUGCUGUGUGUGGAGAACAACAAGGAGGGCAGCUUCCGGCGGCGUGGCCGGCACCCGCACGACCCCGAGCCCUUUACCCCAGAGAUGAAGGACUUGAUCAAUGGCUACAUCCGGACAGUAGACAAGGCCCUGCGUGACCACAACUGGGCCGGGCUGCCUAGGGAGUAUGUGCCCAGAUGAUAGGCCUGGCCCUCUGCCCUCCCACUGAGAGCAGGGCACCCCACCAGGCUGCGCCCACACUCAGGCCAAGCUGGAGGCCACACCUGGGCUGGACAACAGGGAGGCUGCUGGGAAGCUGCUUCCCUCACUUUCAGGGAGACCCGGACACGAGCCGUCAGUCCACCCAGGCGGACACAGUGUUGUAGGACAGACAACUGCGAGCUCUCACAGAGACUCCACACUCACAGUGCCCGUAUCGACACACCUGAGUCACUGCGCAGGGUGUACCAGGCGCUCCCAGGCUGGCAAAGGCAUUUCACGUGGAAGCAGGCACGCAGAUGCCGGGUGGGCGCCGCUGCGGCUGGCACACACAGGCACACGUGCACCCCGGGCUCACGGGGGCCUCCUCUCCUGCCUGCAGCCCGCUGCCACUUGCUCAUCAGGUCCUUGACUACAGAGGAUGGGCUGGGCGGGUGUUGGUGCUGUGAGGGGCGAGGACGUCAGCAUGGGGUGGGACCAUGGACCACUGCUGCUGGGCCCUGUAGCCCAGCCGAGUGUCUGACACCUCAUAAAUGUGUGUGGUGUGACCACCAGGCACCACUAACUGCAGCCCUGGCCCACUUCUUUGCUGAUAGACCAGCGGCACUGAGGGUAAUGUGCCCCCACUUAAACACACCAACCCCAGGACCUGCCACAGUUCUGUGAACCCCCUGUCACCCCUUCUAACAUGAGCGCUUCUUGGAGUGGGGCUUCCUUGCCUGGCUUCUUCUGUCCCCAGGAAAGCUGGGGCUUCACAACAUGCCCCAAACCAGGGUGUGUGGGACAGAGGACAGCGAUGGGGUAGGCCACCAGGGAUGCCUGAGAUGUGAGGGGUACAUAUGCCAGAAGGCGUGGGCUGGCCUGGGGACGGUGUGGAGGUCCCAGGAGGAAGGGGGUUUGGGGGUUGCUGUGGCUCCUUACACCACCCAUCUCAACAGGUCCCUGUUCUCCAUGGGUUCUGCUCUGGGGUCAUGAGGACGGGGGACUGCAUGGCCCAUUAAUGUGACCCUUGAAAGAGAGACUGUGGCCUGGGCUUUUGCCCGAUGCCCUGCCUCUGUGUCCCCUUGUCACUUCCUGUCACCAGCGUCUUUACCACACCCUGCUCUAUUUCCGCGAGACUGACAUCUUCACUACUCUUCACCCAUUUCCUCAGCUAAAGGAGAAGGGCCCUCACAGAUGUCCUGCCUGCUGUGUGCAGGCUGUGAGGACAAGACAGAUAGGGAAGACCCCCCCACUCCCCACUCUCCCACCCCCAGCUCACAGUCUAGGGGUUGCCCCAGUGCUGGGUGAAUUCACAGGGGGUCGCCCCUGGGCCAGGGGAAAUUGAGAAGUUACAGGAAUUACAGCAAAGCCAGGGAGGAUUCUGGUGCGAGGUGGAGGGGGAGGUGAUGACAACUGAGGCAGAGAGAACAACAUGUGCAAAAGCUCAGAGCUUGGGAAGCCCUGAGGUGGUGUUGCAGAACAGGUAAAUGGGGCGUGUGUCUCUGAGUCUGCAGCGGGAGCAGGGGCAUGGGUGGGCCAGGACACACAAGGGAAUGCUGUCCCUGUCCAUACGGUCACUUAGUGAUUCGUCAGCCUGGGAGGUUACAGAGAUGCUGGUCCCAAUGACCUUCUUAGGUCUACCUUCACUACCUGUCUUAGGCUCAGAGUGAAACAAGACCAGGGGCUCUGAUCUGGACAUGGAGGUGGCUCUGGGAGCACAGCCCAGGGUGACCAAGAUGUAGGGAGGCGGCCAAGCACUCAGUUGUCCCAUGACCUUCAAGUGGGAGGAGGGUGGUGGGGCAGGACUUGGACGCCUCUGGGCCCUUCUGCAGUUGCUGUAGGUCUGGGUGACCCUGCUGGGUCCUUGGCUCCUGCCAAGCUGCUUCAAAAGGAGAAAACAAGGUGAGAGUUGGGAAAACUCAGCAAGGGGUUCCCUGACCCUUGCUCCCUGGCCAGCAAUGGGGAGCUGAGCACCACCCCUGUGAGGGCAGACAGGGCUUGAAGGCCGGCGGGGAUGUCCUACCCCAGAGAGAUGCCUCCUCAGCCUUCGGUUCUCACAAUGAAUGGACUUGAGCAUCUGUGGCCCUGGAGACCUCCACGUCCUUCCUAAGUUUCCCCCAAGCCCAAACUACCAUCACCGCUGUCUCGGACAUUGCUUGGCUCAGCUCCCAUGGCAUCGCUUGGCUCAGCUCCCAUGGCAUCGCUUGGCUCAGCUCCAAGCCAGAUACUCCAGGUUCUUUGUCAACAUUUAUUGGUGCAGCAAGGCUCCGGGGUCAAUGCCCUGAUGAGGCCAUUUCUCCUGAGCUGCAGCUGCAGUUGAGACCCAGGAGGUGCUUCCACGCCGCAUGGAAGGGGGUGCAGGGGAUGCCGGCAUCCCAGAGCAGACCUGUAGUCUCAAAGGAGCUCAUGGCACCGAGUGAUGGGGUAUAGGGAGGCUGGCCUCCCGGAUUCUGGCUCCCUAUUUCUGGUCCUCACUCUUCUGACCACCCAGACAGCCCUUGGGGAGAAGGCACAGAAACAUAUAGGCUGGGGAGAGCGGAGGCGUGCCUGGAGAAUUGACUGGGACUGAAGCUGGGGCACCAUCCCCUGGGCUCCUCCUACCAGGAGGGCAACCCACCAGCUGGCUCCUCCUGGUAGAUGGGUGGGGACAUUCCCUACUGCCGGUUACCUGGAGAACUCCUCUCCUCCCAGGUGGAGUGCCACCUUGCAGCUUGGCCUUGCAGCUCCCUGUGCAGCUUAGCCAGGCAUGCUGGUGAGUAGUGUGACAGGGUCAAGUUGCCUAACUCGUACAUCAAGUUAGUCCAUAUAGUCAGACACCUGGUACCCAACAAGGAGAUGCAAAGGCCAUGGGGCUGACAUCACCCAGGUGACUCCUGUCUCUGUGGGGGAUCUCAGAAGCACAGGAGGGAGUCUGUCUGUCCUUUGGGGAGAGCUCAUUUGUCCCUCCUCAAGCUAGGUCUCAUCUAUAGCUGUCAGCUUUUCCUUAAAGGGAAUACUGUUCCAAGCAUCCAGGGAGUAAAUCUGUGGAUGGGGAGAAGCAUGGCCAAUGCAUCAGGAACCAAUCAAAACAGAACAGUAAAACCCUGACUGUCUACAGACUCCAACUUUGCUAGCAAGGCUGCAGAGUUACACAGACCUGUGUUUGAACAUGUAAUUUUCAUGGAUUUCAUCUCCCGUUAUGGAUCAAUUUGGAAAAACCAAAAUAUAUAAUUUAAAGAAACUAAAACACACUAUGAUAAUCUCAGUGAUGUGUAAAUGAGAGAGAAGAAUAGACAGGCUUCCAAACCCUGGGAAGAAAGCCGCUUAAUGAUGUGAACAUCUUAUGAAGUCUCUUGCAGCUAAAAUUAGAUUUUGAGUGCAUGAAUAUGCAAUAAUGUUUGCACACCAGAAUGCAUUUUUCCCUUAAAAGUGACAGGAGUCAUUUGGUUCUUGGGGGCCCAAAAUGGGAGAUGGAAGAGCCGAACUUGAGCCUUAUGCUGCAAGAAUUCAUGGGGCAUAGGCUUGUUUUCUUUUGAUUGGAACUCCUUGGAGGCGCUUAGAAUGUGAUGCCUCCAAAGUGGUCCCUUCCUAUUUAGGGAGAAAUUAUUCUGAACCCCCACUCAUUACCACUCAAUAUGGGAAGAGUUCACCUGAGCAAGGUAGAAGUAGAAUAGGGGCUACAGAUGAAGGGCUUCAUGAUGGUCCCAGCUCUGGUCUACUACGACCUUGAACAAAGCCUUUGCUCUCUCUGGUCUCAGCUUUUCAUCCACACCAGGAGGGAUGGGGUAGAGAUAUUGUUGAUUGUGUCCCCAAUGCGCAAUCCCCCAUUUCCUUUCCCAGCAGACCUUGAUUUUUGUUUGGGGGUUUCAUGAUGUGGCAGAGCUGAUUCUAACACUUCCAGGAGUGAACACACGAUCUGGAUUAAGUCAACAGCACAUUCCAUCUCCGGUCAGAUGUGGCGAUGCGAGCCAAGGCAGUGCAGCCGGAGGCAAUUUCAACAGUCUUUCUGGGAAUGUCUUUAUUCCGCCUGCUGCAUGUCAAAGUGGAAGCAGGUUGUCCUGGGUCCUGGUGGUGGCCGUCUUGGACAUGCAGGGGGGCCACUCUCAGCAUGAAGCCAACCCUACUGAAGGGAGUGUGAAAAGAAAGGAAGAUACCAGGUCCUUGUGACUUUGGUCCAGGGCAAAGCUUUGCCUGCGACUGGCUCUACCUCUGGACACUUUUGUUACAUGAGCCAAUAAAUUCCCUUUAUUGCCCAAAGAGGGUUGAGUUGAGUUUUUGUUACUUAUAGCCCAGAGC
Messenger RNA from Talpa occidentalis (Iberian mole), 13885 nucleotides. RefSeq names its product WSC domain containing 1 (gene WSCD1). Gene Ontology annotation, molecular function: sulfotransferase activity. The transcript has 9 exons. Lineage: Eukaryota; Metazoa; Chordata; Mammalia; Eulipotyphla; Talpidae. The record is from RefSeq and is a predicted model, not a curated record. The coding region runs from base 7883 to 9610 and encodes 575 amino acids.